Molecule: messenger RNA, 1476 nt
Organism: Owenia fusiformis
Lineage: Eukaryota; Metazoa; Annelida; Polychaeta; Sabellida; Oweniidae
Source: the annotation of a GenBank genome assembly
AUUGAAAGUGAUAUUUUCCUUUAUUACAACGCUUUUCAUAAUACUUACAAUUUAUUUUGUUUAUUGUAUGAUUACUAUGUUUGAUGCGACUGCAUUCAUUGAAAAAUAUAGCACCAAAGAAGAACUUAAUGAAUUCUGCACAGCAAUGGACAAUGAGACCAAUAGAAAAUUUGAUAGUGUUUUUAAACAUGGGAUACUAACACAAGAAAACCAAGUAGACCAUUCUUACUCAAAAAUAAAAGUUUCACCGGACAAAAGCAAACAAAAACCAGUAACAGUAAGUCAUUUUACCUACAGGAUAUUUACAAAAACUGACAAAGAAAUUCAAAAUUCAAAUUUUUAUAAAGACCUCGAAAGGUGUCUUGGGGCAGUGAAAGGGAAAACUGUACAUACGAUAGCUCUAACACGGGAUUAUAUCAUGGCAUUCCUGAACUGGUUAAUUGUCGCCCAAUUUUUCACAACUCCACCAAUUAACAACAUUCUCAUAGUAACCACAGAUUGUUAUGUUUACACUUUUCUUGUGAAGAAAGGAAUCCCGGUUGUUUUUCUACACGUAUAUGAUAUUUUGAUAUAUCCAUUCACGCCCCGCAAAGUGAGAAAAGUGGGAAAGCAAACACACUGGAUCGUGAGACUUCACACAUGGAGAAUUAUUAACAUUUUGGGAUACAACGUAAUGUCAUAUGACUUAGACUCACUACCUCUGCGUAACCCAGAGAUUUUAUUUGAGGAGUAUCCCGACGCAGAUAUUAUCGGUCAAGCUGUUGGAAAUUAUCCUCAUCAAGUACGGGAUGCCUGGAUGUUCUUUACACUCAACAUGGGUACGAUCUUCAUCAGAAAUACACCUGGAACAGAAAAAGUAUGGGAGACUAUAUCAAAACUAACUGAAAAAUUUGAUCGAAAAGCUGAUGACCAAGUUUUCAUGAACAAGGCAUUGCACAGCAUGGGAUUGACCUGGGAUUCCCCACCCAUUCAACUAUAUGGAGGAAGCAAAAAUUGGGACCUUAAUGCAAAGCAAGAAAAUGAAUUUCUAUUUGGACCAACACGAGGAAUAACAACUGAUGGUGGUGUAGUUGUUAUUGGAGUACCAGCAAGUUUGUUCUGUCGCUUCUCGUGCAAUUUGAAUUCGAUAAAAAAUUAUAUGAUCUGGCAUUAUCCUAGUAAGGUAUUUGGCGGGGAUAUAUGGUUUCUGAAGCAGGAUUGGGCAAGAAUUACAUUAGAUAGUGAGAAGAAAGGAUUGGAUUGGCUUAUUAAGAUAACAAAUCAGGAAGAACUUAGAAGAAUCAAACUCCUAGCUGCUUAAUUGACAUCUGUAUUAUAUCAAAGAUAUAGUUCUCAUGCAGAAGCAAAGUCAAUAAACAGAUAAUGAGCUAUAUUUAGAUGUUAGGUCACUAUAACAUGAAGUAUUAAGUACCUAGCGAAGCAUUUGUAUGGAAGUCAGUGGAGCUGAAGGUCAGCUAUAUAUUCCUGUAUAGCCGC